Molecule: messenger RNA, 1317 nt
Organism: Funneliformis geosporum
Lineage: Eukaryota; Fungi; Glomeromycota; Glomeromycetes; Glomerales; Glomeraceae
Source: the annotation of a GenBank genome assembly
AUGGCCGAAACUCAAAUGCAGACCGAUCUUCAGGCUGGUUUAGAAACAGCAGUAAAUAAGGAUUGGCCUGGUCGUUGGUCUCACCUUUACAAAAUUUUAGAUCGACGUGGUCCCUUCGCUGAUCCAAGUUUUACCCCUGAUCACGGCGAUGAAAUAUUACUAAAUACUUGUAGAGUUCUCGUCAUUGGAGCUGGCGGUUUGGGUUGUGAAAUCCUAAAAAACUUGGCGCUCUCUGGUUUUAAGAAUAUUGAAGUGAUUGAUAUGGAUACUAUUGAUGUUUCGAAUUUAAAUAGGCAAUUUCUCUUUAGACCUUCCGACGUUGGUAAACCAAAAGCAAAAGUAGCUUCGGAAUUUAUCAUGAAACGUGUUCCUGGUAUAAACGUUACCUAUUAUCACGGAAAAAUUCAAGAUAAGGACGAUGAUUAUUAUCUUGGAUUUCAGCUUAUUAUUUGCGGCUUAGACUCCGUUGAAGCGCGUAGAUGGAUAAAUGCCACUCUCGUGAAUCUUGUCGAUGAUGAGCCGGAACGAAUUAGAGUAUUGGUUGACGGUGGAACUGAAGGUUUCAAGGGUCAAGCCAGAGUUAUUAUUCCUACUAUAACUUCAUGUUAUGAGUGUUCUCUAGAUAUGUUGGGUAAACAGAGGACUUUCCCCAUCUGCACUAUUGCUAAUACUCCAAGGUUACCUGAACAUUGUAUUGAAUGGGCUUCUGCCAUACAUUGGCCAAAAGAACGACCAGAUACUAAAAUGGAUACGGAUGAUCCGAUUCAUAUACAAUGGUUAUAUGAGACAGCAUUAGAAAGAGCCAAAGAAUUCAACAUUACUGGCGUUACUUAUUCGCUCACUCAAGGUGUCGUAAAAAAUAUCAUCCCGGCAAUUGCUUCUACGAAUGCUAUCAUCGCAGCUUCAUGUUGUAACGAAGCAUUCAAACUUAUUACUACGUCACAACCAUAUCUCAACAAUUACAUGAUGUAUACCGGCAAUGAAGGUUUGUACACUUAUACAUUUGAACAUCAAAAGAAGCCGGAUUGUCCUGUAUGUGGUAAUGAACGUGUUACAAUGGAGAUCAGCAUGGAAAUAACAGUUGAAGAUUUCAUCGAUUAUCUCAAGGAAAAACAAGAUAUCCAACUUAAAAAACCUAGUUUAUCUCACGCCGUUACCAACGAAAAAAUUUAUUGGCAGUCUCCACCAGUUUUUGAACAAAAGACCAGGCCAAAUCUUGAAAGAAAGUUAAUAGAAAUGGUGAAACAGGGAGACGAAGUAACUGUAACAGAUACUACUCUACCGAUUUCUCUACAAAUUGUUGUUUCCUACAUCUAA